AUGCUUGACUUUGAAAAAGAUUUUUAUAAGUUUGUUAAGGCUUAAUUAGACAAAAAAAAAGGGAUCAAAUAGAAUGGAACAGAUGAAUCAUCUGAUGAAGAGGAGACACUCAAGAAAAAUAGGCUAGUAAGUGAGAACAUCAAUAAAGUACUUUAAAAUGAGAGAAAAAAGAUGAAAAUCAGCAAAAUAUCUAAGGAGCAGCAUUUUGAGAAUAAAAUGAAGGAUUUUGCCAACAUGGACACAUUUAUUGAUGUUAAACAUUUUCUGAAGAACCUCAACGAUUCAUAAAAGAAAAAAACGCAUAAAAGAGUGUUUAAGUCAUUCAAACGUGGUUCUUCAGACAGUGACAACGAGGAUUUAUUUGAUUACGCAGAAAUUGUCUCAAAAAGUAAGUAGUACAUUGCAAAAUCUCAAAAACUUAGAGCCAAACCAAAUAUCGAAAGCUACCUUCAAUUUGAAGAAUAACAACAUUAGAAAACUGAGAAAGCAGAUGAGGGGAAAACGACAAAUGAAAAGUUCUACACUGGAAUUGAUAAAUUAAUAACAGAUAUUAAUCACAAAAAUGCUCAAUCUGAAAUAGAUAAAUAAUAUGAAAAAGAGAAAAAAAGACACAGAGAUUCCAUGAAUUCAGAAUAAUAUAUCCCAUAAAUUCAUCAUUUAGAUUUCGGAAGAGAUGAAGUAACUAUUAAAGCAGGAAAGAAAUUCAAAGAAUAGUCUAAAAAGGUUUUAUAACUUCUAGAGAAAACAACAAAAAUGUUGUAUAGAAAUAGAUUGCCCCAACCUCCUAAUCCGAAAAUCUUAAAACAAUAAUAACAAUAAUUGAAAGAAUUAAAAGAAUUAAAAGAAUUGAAAUCACAUCCUAUAUCUGUUGAAAUCAGAAGUUCGAAACAAAUCCUAACUAAAAGUCGUAGUAUUAGCAAAGAUAUUAAAUUACCCACAAUUAAUGGACAAAUCAAAGGUAAAAUUGUAAAAAGGAUUACUCCCUUACAUAGAUUAAGUCAAGCAAGCUUACCAGAAAUUAAGCCAGCAUCUUUUGUGUCUCUUAGAGAAGAUAAAAUUUUAGAAGAUUUCCAUUACUUUAAAAGCUAGAAGCAUAUUGUAAAGUAAAACUCUCUACCCAAUAAUUUCAGCCAUCAUAGCCUAAGCUUUGAUGUAAAAAAUUAGAUUUGUGAUUUUAUUACUUAAUUGGAUAAUGCUUAGGAGUAGUUCUAGAGGAUGUAUCCUUCUGAUAAUUAAUUAUAAAAAAUAUAGAAUAAUAUGAGUAGAAAAAUGAAUAAGAUUGGCAAAACUCCUUUGGAAAGCUUGAAAUAUUUGACUAGAAGAAAAUUUAAUUUUUCUAGAAAAUUGGAGUUAAAAAGCAAAAAAAGUGAAGCUCACCAUCAAAUUUUUUGA
This is a messenger RNA of Paramecium tetraurelia, 1392 nucleotides long. RefSeq lists its product as uncharacterized. The record is from RefSeq and is a predicted model, not a curated record. NCBI's taxonomy places the organism in Eukaryota, Ciliophora, Oligohymenophorea, Peniculida, Parameciidae. The transcript is spliced from 3 exons.